AUGGCUUCACAUCGCGAUAUAGAGAAUGGCUCAACGCUAGGCGAACGCGAGCCUCUGCUCGCUUCUCCACGAGACGCAGGAGGCGCAUCCGCGCCACCCGAGGAUGACACGGUGGCGGAACCUCAAUCGGAAGCUUCGAAACGAAGGGAGUAUGGAUGGAGAGGUUUCUGCAUAGUAGUGGCUAUCUUGGUUGUUGCAGUCUUCGUAAAGGGUUGGAUCGAAUCUGAUGAUGUCGACUUCGAUCUCAAGGGAGCCUUGAAACGAGCUUUGGGAGGGGGCUUGAGUGGUGCAGCUGCCAUGGUGUUGCAGGUCUUGCUAUUGAUGCCUAUCCGGACCAUCAUGAACUAUCAGUACCGCCACGGUACAUCAUUGACUACUGCAACGAAAACGCUCUACCAAGACGGCGGAUACGGCAGGUACUACGCGGGUAUGGGAGCAGCACUGUUUCAAGGUCCCAUCGCACGAUUUGGAGACACAGCAGCCAACGCCGGUAUACUGGCGCUCUUGCAAUCGAAUGGAUACUUGGCCGGCCUACCAUCACCCAUCAAGACUAUAUUUGCGUCUUUGUGUGCCGCUGGCUUCAGAAUGAUUCUUACACCGAUCGAUACCCUGAAGACUACCCUUCAAGCCGAAGGGUCCCGUGGAACAACCCUGCUUCGUCAGCGCAUCAAGGCCAAUGGCAUUGGAAGCCUCUGGUGGGGCGCGUUUGCGACAGCUGCUGCAACAUUUGUUGGUCAUUAUCCUUGGUUUGCUACAUACAACUUCCUUUCUGAUACCAUUACGGAGCCACCAAGGAGCAACAUCGUCCCGUGGCUUCUGAGGGCCGCGUUCAUCGGCUUCUGUGCUUCGAUCGUGUCAGACACAAUUUCGAACUCUUUGCGCGUAGUCAAGACGUAUCGACAGGUGCACGAAGCGCAAGUGUCAUACACUGAAGCUGCGAGGCGCAUCAUCCGUCAGGACGGAAGACGAGGCCUUUUUGGGCGUGGACUGAAGACGAGGAUCAUCGCCAAUGGCCUGCAAGGCAUUCUUUUCUCCAUUUUGUGGAAAUUGUUCCUCAAGAUCUGGGAAGAUAAGACAGGUGACAGCAAACACGCGCAUUAA
Messenger RNA from Didymella exigua CBS 183.55, 1101 nucleotides. RefSeq names its product mitochondrial carrier. NCBI's taxonomy places the organism in Eukaryota, Fungi, Ascomycota, Dothideomycetes, Pleosporales, Didymellaceae. The record is from RefSeq and is a predicted model, not a curated record. The coding region runs from base 1 to 1101 and encodes 366 amino acids. The transcript is spliced from 3 exons.